AUGCAGCCAAGCUCCUCGUCGUUUCAUCCUCAUCACUUUACUUGUGAUACAACGAGAUACUCUGAAGAACAGGUCGCUUGUAUUUGUGAGGCAUUGACUAAUGAUGCUGGUAAAUUGUCUCAAUUCGUCUGGACCACACUGGAACGAGAUGAAAUGCGGAACAACCAAUACAUUCUGAAAGCGCAAGCCUUCCUUGCCUACCAUUCUAACAAUUUCAAGGAACUGUACAGAAUCAUUGAAACCCAUCACUUUGCAUCAGAACAUCACCUAUCACUCCAGGAAUGGUGGCUGAAUGCACAUUAUCACGAAGCUGAAAAGAUCAGAGGGAGACAGUUGGGAGCGGUUGGGAAGUAUCGUAUUCGAAGAAAGUAUCCACUGCCCAGGACGAUUUGGGAUGGCGAGGAGACUAGUUACUGUUUUCGAGACAAGUCUCGAGUACUUCUUCGCGACUGGUACGUUCGGAACUCAUACCCAAGUCCAAGAGAAAAACGAGAGCUAGCUGAGAAAACACAUCUGACAGUAACCCAAGUUUCCAACUGGUUCAAAAAUCGAAGACAACGGGAUAGAGCUGGAAUACCCGAGGGAAAAGACUCCUUGAAAGAUCUUGCAUUAAGUGAAGAAGAAGAUCUGAAAAUUCUUCGAAAAACGGCAUCAAAACUGUCCAACUCUUUCCAUCAUCCUGCCGACCUAACCACAUAUUCCGCCGCCGCUGCAGCUGCAACAUUUCCUGGUUUUUAUGUCAAUUAUAAUGAUAUGAUGAUUGGUGCCGGUACAUCUUAUCAAUCUUUGUAG
Caenorhabditis briggsae is the source of this 792-nucleotide messenger RNA. RefSeq names its product Protein CBR-CEH-33 (gene Cbr-ceh-33). Gene Ontology annotation, biological process: regulation of transcription by RNA polymerase II. The transcript is spliced from 6 exons. Gene Ontology annotation, molecular function: RNA polymerase II cis-regulatory region sequence-specific DNA binding; DNA-binding transcription factor activity, RNA polymerase II-specific. NCBI's taxonomy places the organism in Eukaryota, Metazoa, Nematoda, Chromadorea, Rhabditida, Rhabditidae. Gene Ontology annotation, cellular component: nucleus; transcription regulator complex. Bases 1 to 792 code for a protein of 263 amino acids. The record is from RefSeq and is a predicted model, not a curated record.